AUGUCCGCCACAAACAACACCCCUGUGUCCGUGCCUGACCGGCGGAUACUGCACUCGAUGUCUUCCACACCGCAAGAGAGUGGGUCACUGACUAAUCACUCUUCGCUCUUCACCCUCAUCAUCAUCAACACUGCUCAGCUUACGAACCCAUUUUAUUGGAAAGGAAGGCAGAUCGAAAUUGCAGAUCAAUGGAUGCCGAAAAAGCGGCGCAACGAGCGGUCUGCACCGUUUUCGGUCAAGAUCGUUCGUAAGUCCUAUUACAAUCCAUCUAACUUACAAGAUAACGAUGGUUUAUAUGGCUGGCGGACCAUCAUCACCAAAUCGCUCAGUCGCCCUUUUGUACUCUUCGUCCACGAGCCGAUAGUUCAGCUCCUCGACGUGAACUCACGUAGCCUCUCAGUCUUUUUGACGACGAUACCACCGAUCUUUCAGGGUGAUUGGUUGGGGCGUGCCAAAACGACGAACAUGGUUUACAUUCAUCUCAAGAAUAAAAACGGCGGAGUUGCAACGCCGGAAUUCAGAUUGUCUGGUAUGGUUCCUGGAUCUCUGCUACAUCCAAUAGGGUGCUUGAUCGUAGGCUGGACCUCUGAAGUCCAUACCCAUUGGAUAGCUGUAGAUAUUGGUAUGGCACUUGUGGGCGCAGGUAUCAUUCUGAGUUUCCAGUGUAUUCAGACCUACAUCCUUGAAUGCUUUCAGCUUCAUGCCGCUUCCGCAAUUGCUGCUGUCGCCCUUUUGAGGUCACUGGCAGGCUUUGGAUUUCCCUUGUUUGCUCCAGCAAUGUAUGACGCACUCGGGUUCGGGAAGGGCAAUACUGUUCUGGCAGUUGCGGCAAUCGUCUUAGGCUGUCCUGCGUAUGUCUUCCUCCCUUAUCCUUCUGUCGUCACCCUCGGUAGUAAUACCUGCAGGCCCUGGAUAUUCUGGCAUUACGGGGAGCGGAUACGGAACAGCAGUCGACAUGCGCAUUGA
Molecule: messenger RNA, 966 nt
Organism: Suillus fuscotomentosus
Lineage: Eukaryota; Fungi; Basidiomycota; Agaricomycetes; Boletales; Suillaceae
Exons: 6
Coding region: 1-966 (321 amino acids)
Biological process (GO): transmembrane transport
Molecular function (GO): transmembrane transporter activity
Source: RefSeq, a predicted model, not a curated record